Messenger RNA from Mucor mucedo, 303 nucleotides. RefSeq lists its product as uncharacterized. The transcript is spliced from 3 exons. The coding region runs from base 1 to 303 and encodes 100 amino acids. The record is from RefSeq and is a predicted model, not a curated record. Lineage: Eukaryota; Fungi; Mucoromycota; Mucoromycetes; Mucorales; Mucoraceae.
AUGAUUAAAAAUGAGAACCAAGAACUUUCUCCAAAUACUGAAAAGACAAGUGUAUGUAUCGGCCACAGCAUUAUGCGUGCCAUAGACGUUCAAGAUAUUGAUGAAAUUUCAUUGAGGAUCAUGAAAGAAUUGAAUGCUGAUCUUCACUUUACGAGGUAUUUAUUUGCAAAAAGAAGUACAAUAGGUGUAAUCGGACAAAGGAGAACCAGAGAGACAAGAUCAGAAAGUAUUGGUGAGAUCAAAAAUUCAGCAGAUCCACGAAAAGAAAAGCAGAAGAUGGAUACGAUAUCAAGCAUAACGUGA